Messenger RNA from Solea senegalensis (Senegalese sole), 1753 nucleotides. RefSeq names its product Kruppel-like factor 12b (gene klf12b). The record is from RefSeq and is a predicted model, not a curated record. The transcript is spliced from 6 exons. Gene Ontology annotation, molecular function: RNA polymerase II cis-regulatory region sequence-specific DNA binding; DNA-binding transcription factor activity, RNA polymerase II-specific. Lineage: Eukaryota; Metazoa; Chordata; Actinopteri; Pleuronectiformes; Soleidae. Bases 227 to 1321 code for a protein of 364 amino acids. Gene Ontology annotation, biological process: regulation of transcription by RNA polymerase II.
CCAGCCCACAUUUGUUUACCAAAAUUGAGUUACGGGUGUACAUGGAGUGCUGGGGCAUGUGUGUUUUGUGACUGAGUGAGAGAGAGAGAGAGGGAGAGAGAGCACAUUCAUGGAAAGUAUUGUGCAAAUGCAGUGAGGUUGAUAGUCUAAACAGUGAUCACAAAGAGAAAGAACUUAACGUGGAUCAUUUCAGCAUGACAAACAUCACUGCAGCCUCAGAAACAGGAUGUUAAUGCUUGACGGAAUGCCUGCAGUCCGAGUCAAAGCUGAGCCCCUGGAAUCGGAACAAGGGUCACCAAAAGUGCGCCCUUAUUCUGCGAUGGACGGCGUCCCUUUCUUCCUCAGCAGAGUUAAACAGGAAACUCCAGAAGACCUGCUCGCUCACAACCUGCACUUCCACACGCAGACCGAGCCUGUUGACCUGUCAAUCAACAAAUCCCGGCCCACCUCCUCAUCCACCACCCCCACCACUACAAACUUAUCGUCAUCCCCUCUCAGAUCCGCCUUCUCCCCGUCGUCUUUAUCGUCGUCAUCGUCCUCCUCCUCUUCCUCCUCUCCAUCAGUUAUCACCUCAGCCUCAUCGGUGCUCACACCAGGCCCUCUUGUUGCCCCUGGCGCCGGGGUGAGAGGUCAGCCAUAUUUGCACAUCCUGCACUCUGUGCCGCCGCCUCCAUCCAGCCCUCUGAGCCUGCAGGGAGCCGGGAAGCUGGGCAGCCAUGUUCACCGCAUUCCGGUCGUGGUACAGUCGCUGCCCCUCAUGUACACCACUGCGGUUCGAUCACCCUCAAGCCUCAACAAUGCCAUCGUGCUACCUCUGCUGGAUGAGUUCAAGAGCCAGGGCAAAGCACACACAGACCCCAAUGGCCUGUCGCCAAGGCAGAUCAAAAGUGACAGUGAUGACGACGACCUGCCAAACGUGACCUUGGACAGUGUUAAUGAGACCGGCUCCACUGCGCUGUCUAUAGCCCGCGCUGUACAAGAUUCCAUGUCCCCGUUCAGUAUUGACAGUAUACGGCGCCCCCGGAGGUCAGAGUCACCAGAUUCCAAAAAGAGAAGAAUCCACAGAUGUGACUUUGAGGGCUGCAAUAAGGUGUACACCAAAAGCUCCCAUUUAAAAGCACACAGAAGGACGCAUACAGGGGAAAAGCCAUACAAAUGCACUUGGGACGGCUGCACGUGGAAGUUUGCCCGCUCUGACGAGCUGACGAGGCAUUACAGAAAACACACGGGGGUCAAGCCUUUCAAGUGCGCAGACUGUGACCGCAGCUUCUCCAGAUCUGACCACUUGGCUCUGCACCGACGGAGACAUAUGCUGGUGUGAAACAGACGGAGAGCGACAAAGAGAAGGAGGCAGGAGGCAGAGAUGAUGGCAGAGAUCAGUGGGGGCACACACACACGCAUACAGGCACGCACAUACCACAAUAGCAGCCAGGGGAGCGGGAUCUCCCUGUGAAUGUUUUUCAGCUGGCCUGGAUGCACACACUCACACUCAAACGCACACACACGCACACACACACACGCACACACACAGACACACAUACUCUUAUCUGUCUGAAGGAGAGGAGACAUGGAGGAGCACAGAGCUUGUGGAGCGCAAAACAGGGUCACUUCUGGAUCCUCUCUGGGUUGGAAGGAAUAGACGGCAGGAUCUUUUAUUGUCAUUGGAAUAUAAUAGGGAACUGUCUUUUACAGUACUGUUCACAAAUGUUUCAUUUUGAUUUUUAAAAUGAACUCGCACUCUUCAUUUGGACAA